AAAAAGCUCGUUUUCCUCGUGACAUCUCCGAUUGCGAUUUGCUCCGGCGGCAAUUUACGCGACGGCGUCACAAGCUUCCCGUCGUCUUUCUUUCCCUGAGGUACGGAGAAGGUCCUGAUUGAUCUGAGUGGUUGGUACAAUGGCGUCUGGUAGCGUCGGAGGAGGCGGAUCGUUGUCGGAGGUAUAUAGUAGUGCGAAAAGGAUUCUACUCAAGGCUCGCGACGGAAUCGAGAGGUUGGAGAGGUUCGAGUCAUCUUCUAUGGAUUCUCCCGAUUUGGCCUCCUCCGUUAAACGAGACAUUACUGAGGUCCGAUCUCUCUGCUCCAACAUGGAUGCUCUCUGGCGCUCUAUCCCUGUUAAAUCUCAGCGUGAUCUCUGGAGAAGAAAGACCGAACAAGUUGGAGAAGAGGCUGAGUAUUUGAAUCAAAGCCUGGAAAAAUACAUGUCGAGGAAUCAGAGAAAGAUGUUGGAAGCUAAAGAGAGAGCGGAUUUGUUAGGCAGAACGAGCGGAGAAGGAGCUCACAUUUUGCAAAUAUUUGAUGAGGAAGCUCAAGCUAUGAACUCUGUUAAGAAUUCAAAGAGAAUGCUUGAAGAAUCGUUUCAAAGUGGAGUUGCUAUCCUCUCUAAAUAUGCUGAACAAAGGGAUCGUUUAAAGGGGGCACAACGCAAAGCGUUGGAUGUUCUGAACACCGUAGGGCUCUCCAACUCGGUACUGAGGCUCAUUGAGAGGCGCAAUCGUGUUGAUACCUGGAUCAAAUACACUGGUAUGAUAGCAACAAUUGUCAUUUUGUAUCUCUUCAUAAGAUGGACACGCUAAACCAAAGUAAGUUGAAAGGCUGUAGUUACAAAGAUUAUAUGUAAAGAGUUAGGCUACUUGAUCUGACUUCUUGUGCGCGGGUGAAAGAUAUUUUGUUAUGUUUAUGCCUAUUUACAAGUCAUUUCUGGCAUCUGAUCUGUAGCUCUACAAGUUGAGAUUGUCAAAAUACUACACAUCUUCUCGA
Messenger RNA from Capsella rubella, 1001 nucleotides. RefSeq names its product membrin-11. The record is from RefSeq and is a predicted model, not a curated record. Bases 140 to 817 code for a protein of 225 amino acids. Lineage: Eukaryota; Viridiplantae; Streptophyta; Magnoliopsida; Brassicales; Brassicaceae. The transcript is spliced from 4 exons. Gene Ontology annotation, molecular function: SNAP receptor activity; SNARE binding. Gene Ontology annotation, biological process: vesicle-mediated transport; vesicle fusion. Gene Ontology annotation, cellular component: ER to Golgi transport vesicle membrane; SNARE complex; endoplasmic reticulum membrane.